Messenger RNA from Drosophila willistoni, 489 nucleotides. It is a transcript of the gene ND-B14.5B, whose product is annotated as NADH dehydrogenase [ubiquinone] 1 subunit C2. Gene Ontology annotation, biological process: mitochondrial electron transport, NADH to ubiquinone. The coding region runs from base 39 to 395 and encodes 118 amino acids. Lineage: Eukaryota; Metazoa; Arthropoda; Insecta; Diptera; Drosophilidae. The record is from RefSeq and is a predicted model, not a curated record. The transcript is spliced from 3 exons. Gene Ontology annotation, cellular component: mitochondrial inner membrane.
CUAGGUUUUCUUUUUUUGUGGACAGAAAAACAACAAACAUGAACGCCUCACCAGUAAUAGAUCCAAUUGAAUUAUUAACAAAUAAAGGCAACCGCCAAUCAUCAUUUCUAUCACCAAUAUGGAAUCCGAUGGCCUGUGCCCUAGCCGGCUUUGGUGUGGCAAUGUUUGUCAAUUGGGGCUUCCGUAAACCCGUCUUUUCAGGCAUACAAAAACAUAUUGCCUUUACUGCAAUUGGCGGUGGCGCUGGCUAUUAUUUUGAUCAGAAACGUAACGAUUAUUUGGCCAAGCGUGAUGCAGUGCUCCGACACUACAUAGAACUCCAUCCCGACGAUUUCCCAGUAAAGGAACGCAAGAAGUACGGCGAUGUCUUGGAGAGUUGGGUGCCUGUUCGCUAAGGGAUAAAAUUCGAAGUCGGAACAAAUCAAAAUCAGAGUUUUGCUCCUACGAAUUGUUAUAGUUAAUUAAAAUGCUUUAAUUGUAAUACUGAAA